AAAGGCUCUCUAUAAUCUUGAACCCAAUAAGGAUUGAAAGGAGCUGAAAAAUGUGUUGCUGGAAAAGCGCAGCCGGUCAGGCAGCAUCCAAGAAGCAAGAGAAUCGACGUUUCGGGCAUAAGACCUUCUUCAGGAAUGAUUGAAAGGAGUCUGAUUUAUAGAAUCUUGUCUGAUCUAUAGAAUUUCAACUGAUCUGCAAGCUGAUCAUGUGACAAACAUUCAAUUAUUAAGGGGACGCGGACUUUGCUAGCCAGACUAGCAUUUAUUACUCAUCCCUAAUUCUCCUUGAAGAUGCCUUCCUGGACAGCCGCAAUCCAUUUGGUGUAGACCCACAAUGCAGCCUCGAAGUGAAAGAAAAACAAUGCUGUCAGGGAGGGGCUUCCUCGAUUUUGACUGAGCAAGAGUGAAGGAAAGCAAAUAUCCUUCAAAGUCGGGAUGGUGAAUGACUUGGAGGGAGCUUGCUUUUGAUGGUGUUCCCAUGCUCUUCUAGAUAGUGAUUAUGGUUUUGGUUUGUGCCGUGCAAGAAGCCUUGGUGACUUUUUGUAGUACGUCUUGUAGAUGGCACAUACUACUGCUACUGAGGGUCGGUGGUAGAGGGAGCGGCUGUUUAUGGACAUGGUGCCAAUCAAGUAGACUGCUUUCCCUUGGAUGGUGUCAAGCUUCUUUUCUUUAGGUGUAUCCUUGGUAUACCUCCCCUGAUGAUUCUUCUGAUCCCAAACAUUGCACUUCCUUGUAAGAACAAAAACUUAAAUAUGACUGAAGUAAUGAAUGACUUCCAGAAUGUUAUAUUUCAAGAUUUGCAACACUUGUUAGAACUUUUGGCUACCAAAAGUAAUAACAACAACUGCAGAAAACCACAGAAAUCAAAUCCUUUUCCUUGCCUUAAUGGAAAGGAAAUUCCCUCAGUCCACCGCUUGACGUGUUCGGUGCUUUAUAUUUCUAAGCAAUAUAACUUUGACUUUAAUCAGGAGAUAAUAAUCUUAUCCAAGCGAACUGAAAAAACAUUGAGAUGUAGUUGUGAUCAUCAAAAGAAAAACAGAAAAAAUCACAACAGGAAACCCAAAAUAUCGUCAAUAAUCAACGGCAAGACAAAAUGCCCAACAAAGAAGCUUCUAAGAAUAAAAGAAAAAAUUUCAGAUAUAAGCUUAUGCUGGAAAAAAAUAUUUAAACUCACAGAAAUCUGAAUAACUUUUUAUUAUGACACAUUGUGUUAAUCAUGAAGAGGAUACCUUUUGCAGUUGUGCUGAUGACUAGAUUCUGAUUUGAACUGCAUACAUUCUUGUCAACUCUAGUGGUAUGCACUGUUGAAUCACUGCAUUAUUGAAGGCCAGUACAAUAAGUGCAAGUCCAUGUCCUAAUUGACCAAACAUCAGGCCAGUGAAUGAGACAUCAAACUCAGUCUUUGCCCUUUCAAGUGGAUGUGAAAGAUCCUGUGUCAUUGGCUGAAGAAUAAUGGAGGAGUUCUCUUAUUACCUCAUUGUUGGUUGUGGCAUAAAUUAACUGUCACAUUAUCCAUAACUGUGACUAUGCAGGAAAAAUACUUCAUUGAUGUAGGAAUUCCAGAUAUUUAAGAGAAUUAUCUCUUUAACUCCUCAAACUCGAGUUUCCAAGUGAUUUGAAGUGACAAUCCUGAUGGGCGACAGUGUUGAUAUUUUAUUUGUGUAAGUAAGACUUGACAAAUGCUCAUGUCUGAACAAUGAGCAUUACGAGUGCAGUCAGGAUAGAAUUGUGAUCUCUUAUUACAUAUUGCUUAAUCAUGCUCAUGUACCAUUGCAUCAGUCAACGUGUUAUGUAAAAUCUGUGCAAGGAGAUCUUAGGGAAUGUUUGGGAAUCUCCUCAUAGACUUGCUUUCCAUAAAAAAGGCUAUAGAGAUCAAUUACAUCCAGCUUUACUACAUUUGAGUUGGCCAAUUACACAAGGUGCCCAAGCCAGGUUAAAACCCUCAUGAUCUUAAGCUUUCUAUGAUCAGUGUAACCAAUGCCAACUGAGAAAAGCUAUCACAUUGGCAACCAGAUACUUGUCUGGGAUUCAAGAUGCCGUUGUUCUCUCUGUCCCUUCUCUGGGUCUACAGAAUAUUGGUGAGGCAUUCUUUCUCACUUCUUACAUAGUGUGCUUACACAUUCUACUAAAUUCCUGCUCAAGUUUAACCCUCUCACAAUUUGUUUGAUGAAGGCCUAAACUGCAGUUACCCAUCAGGACACCUCUUAGUUGCCCUUAACCAAAGUGGAUCACAGAUUGUGUUAACAAAAUGGUUAUCAAACAAUGAGUCACAAUAUUUGAGAUUAUUGUUGAUAAUCAGCCAGAAGAGCAGAAACAGGGCUUCCCCAAGAUUCUCAGACAGUGAAGCAGUUGGGGACAUUUUGAGGUUGUUAAAGAUGGUAUAUAAAUGCAAUUUCUUCCCUGCCUCGCUUUUGACAUUAUAAUAUAUACAUUUUAAGCCAACUUUUUUUUCGCAGCUUUGUGAAAAUCAAAAUUGGACACUUGUUUAUUUUGGUUCCAAUGUGUUGCUUUGUUUUUAAAUAAAGGAUUACUUUUGUAGAAAUACGUAGAAACCAUGUGAGCCAUAAGUACCUUUCACAUUGUGGAAUGCACACAAAAUUGAGGACAAGAAAUUAAAUGUAUUUUUUAAAAUAA
Chiloscyllium plagiosum (whitespotted bambooshark) is the source of this 2634-nucleotide messenger RNA. NCBI's taxonomy places the organism in Eukaryota, Metazoa, Chordata, Chondrichthyes, Orectolobiformes, Hemiscylliidae. The record is from RefSeq and is a predicted model, not a curated record.